Molecule: messenger RNA, 183 nt
Organism: Acanthoscelides obtectus
Lineage: Eukaryota; Metazoa; Arthropoda; Insecta; Coleoptera; Chrysomelidae
Source: the annotation of a GenBank genome assembly
AUGCAUAUACAAAGAAUUUAUAAAAAACCCAACAAAAGUAAGUUCUCCAGCAUCAUGCCAGCAGCGGUGAUGUACUUAGAAACUAAUUGUACGAUGGAUAAGAUAGAACCAUCGGUGAAACAAAUGAGUAAGAACAAUAACCAAGGACCCAAAUCCUUGGAUCUAAUGCUAAAAGAUAGUUGA